AUGGUCUUGGCACCAUUCCUCUUCACCCUGUACACGGCUGACUUCAUGUACAGAUCACCGGACUGUCACCUCCGGAAGUUCUCUGAUGACUCAGCGAUUGUCGGACUUAUAAACAAUGACGAGGACAGCGAGUACAGAGGACUGAUUCAGGACUUCGUGGACUGGUGUCUGCAGAAUCACCUCCAGUUAAACGUGGACCAAAGAACUGGUGGUGGAUUUCCGCAGGUGCAGAUCCACCUUGCCACCGUGUGUGAGCUAAGGAUCGUUCUACUGGGAAAGAAUCUUUCAGACACAAGCACAGUGGGAAACUUCAUCCUGGGCAGAGAUGCAUUUCAAACUGAAGUUCCUCCACAUUCUGUAGAUCUGCACAGUGAGAGGGCCAGAGGAGAUGUGGAAGGAAGAUACAUCACCAUCAUCAAUUCUCCUCAUCUUUUUAAGCAGAACCUCUCACAGCAUCAGCUAAACCUGCUUAUUAACGAGUGUAUAUAUCUGGCUGAUCCUGGACCUCAUGUGAUCAUCCUGGUUGUACAGCCAGAUGAUUUCACUGAAGCAGACAGAAACAGAAUGAAUAGUAUCUUCUCAGCUGUAUCUGAUGAGGUCUAUAGACACACCAUGGUGCUCACUCUGGAAACCAUGGAACUGGGCACCAGUGUAGAUCCACCUGAGGAGACUGCAGUGCAGAAGAUCACUGCUGACUGCAACAAGAGACAUUUAGUGUUUAAUAGAUGCAGUCAUGAUGAUCUUUUGCAGAUGAUUGAUGUGAUAGUGAAGAUGAAUGGUGAGAGCCUUACCUGGGAGGAAUUUCAGGAUCCUGUAAUUGAUUUAAAGAUCUAUGAACAACAUGCAGGCUUAGAAGAACACAGAGAAGAGCAUGUUCAAACCAGUACUGAGUCUAAGCUAAGGAUUGUGUUGUUGGAGAAGAGUCUACAGAACACCAGCACAGUGCAAAGUUUAAUCCAAGACAACUAUCAGACCAACGUUCCUCCUUGUUCAGCAGAUCAGCACAGUGUAAGUGCUAAAGAAAUGGUGGAGGGAGGACGAUUUACUUUCAUAAACCCACCUCUUCUCUAUGAUCCAGAACGUUCUCAAGAGAAAGUGAUUCAGAGUGUGGAAGAGUGUCUGUCUCGUUCUCAUCCAGGACCUCAUGUGUUUAUAAUUCUGGUACAAUCAUACAGCUUUACAGAGGAGGAACGAAUGCGCCUGAUCUCCAUACUGAACUGCUUCAGUGACAAAGCUCUACACUAUUCCAUUCUGAUCAGUACAGACAUUAAAGAUUUUAGUUUUAAGGGAAUGUCUGGUGCGUUUCAGAAGCUAAAGGAAAACUGUCCUACAAAGUAUCACAAACUUAAAGAGUUACAGAAGAAGAAAAAUUGUGUUUUACAGCUUUUUAAGGAAAUCGAAAUAUUGGUUAAAAAGAAUGGAGGCCAUCUUACAUGUGAAAGUGAUAAAAAUGUGAGGAACAUUUUGUUCCCAAUAGAUGAUGAAUUUACAACACAAAAAAUGAAGACUAAACGAAGUAUAAUGGGAAAGGUUAAAGAAAAUGUACCAGAAAAAGUCUCUACAUUACCAGUGUUGAACUUGGUGCUGUGUGGAAGUGAUGAACUCAAAUCUUCUAUAUCAGAUCUCAUUCUGAAGCAGACAGAACUGAUAUCAGAUCCCAGAUCAGAGUGUUUUAUGAGGAAGGGUGUGGUGAGUGGAUACCAGGUCACACUGGUAGAGACUCCAGCUCUUUAUGACACUCAGCUCUCAGAAGAGGAAGUGAUGCGAGAGACUCUUCAGUGUGUAUCUCUUUGUAAUCCUGGAGUUCAUGCUUUCAUCAUCAUCAUACCUGUUGGUCCACUUCAGGAUGAAGAUAAAGCAGAAAUCAAGCUGAUCCAGAGGAUCUUCAGCUCCAGAAUGAAUGACCACACCAUCGUCCUCUUCAGCAACAGUAACACUGAUGAAACUGCAGCAAUAAACUUUAUUAAACAAAGUUCAGAAACAGAAGAACUUCUCAGCAUGUGCAGUGGUAGAUACAUCAUGUUACAGAAAACAGAGAGUGAAAGACUCCAGCAGGUACCAGCUCUGUUGGAUCAAGUAAAGAAGAUGGCGACUACCAACAAGUUUUAUUCUCUCCUGAUGUACGUUGAAGCACAAAAAGACAGAGUUAAACAAGAACUAGAGAACAAACUGGCUGAGAUGGAGGAGAAAAUCAAGCAGCUACAGAAACAUCAACAGCAAACAUGUGAGUAG
Trichomycterus rosablanca is the source of this 2232-nucleotide messenger RNA. Its product is annotated as GTPase IMAP family member 8-like. The record is from RefSeq and is a predicted model, not a curated record. The coding region runs from base 1 to 2232 and encodes 743 amino acids. Gene Ontology annotation, molecular function: GTP binding. Lineage: Eukaryota; Metazoa; Chordata; Actinopteri; Siluriformes; Trichomycteridae. The transcript is spliced from 4 exons.